AUGAGUCCGGCGAUGUCGUCUCACUGUUGUGAAGGGAGGAAAUUGGAGAUGGUAAUGGGGAGGGAAGAUGAUUUAGGAUUUUCAGAUUUCGCCCUCCAGAUUGCCGAAUCGUUGAUCUGCAGCUUUAUACUUUUAAGGUUUGAAUACGUAGGAAAUAAGAAGAUGCAUCCUCCUCUAACAAUCCAUAGGCAUCCAAUGUGUACGGAAAUUAUUGAACUGUUCCAAAAGUGCCAUACGGAGCAUCCUAUUGGUAAAUUUUUUGGUAACUGCACUGAUCUGAAAAUAAAGCUUGAUAAGUGUUUCCGCCGGGAAAAAGCUGUGAAGCGAAAGGCAAAUUUUGAACAGAGCAAAAAGUUGAAAGAGAGGUUACAAGCAUACAGGAAGGAAAAUGCUGAGAACAAUUUUGUGCAAGCAUAA
Molecule: messenger RNA, 417 nt
Organism: Fraxinus pennsylvanica
Lineage: Eukaryota; Viridiplantae; Streptophyta; Magnoliopsida; Lamiales; Oleaceae
Source: the annotation of a GenBank genome assembly